Molecule: messenger RNA, 6892 nt
Organism: Mustela erminea (ermine)
Lineage: Eukaryota; Metazoa; Chordata; Mammalia; Carnivora; Mustelidae
Gene: DNMBP
Product: dynamin binding protein
Exons: 14
Coding region: 2314-5943 (1209 amino acids)
Biological process (GO): intracellular signal transduction
Cellular component (GO): cytoplasm
Molecular function (GO): guanyl-nucleotide exchange factor activity; protein binding
Source: RefSeq, a predicted model, not a curated record
AGGAAGGAAGGUGGCAUUUUAAGAAAUGAUCAUUGAAGAUGAGUACCCGAAGUCCCGGGGGAUUGCCAGAUACCGUGAUGAUUUCAGAGUGUCUGAAAUCUUCCUCCUGAAGAGGAAUUCUAAGGGAGUUUUGGCUCAAUGCCACAUCCCCAAAGCCAAAGCAAGUUCCAGGAUCUUCCACCGCUUUCCGUACUUCUUGGUUUUGGGAUACACUCGUAAACUGUUCCUGCGUGAGAUAUGUGGGAGGCGGAACAAAAAUGUCUCAAAUUCCAGGUAGUAGGAACUCCUCAAUAAUGAUACUUUUUAGAAUUAAUCAUGUUCCACAGAAAUGUCAUGUCUUCUGUGCUUAAGAUGAAAGCAUGACAACACGGGCUCAGAGAGCUUAGUAACUUCCCCAAGAUUAUCCAGCUGGUGAGUGGCAAGGGCUAAACUCGCACCCAGGGCUCACAGAGGUGCGUUCUUAACCCCUAAGCUAGUUUGCCCUCUCCUCUAGCGCGUGCCUAUAAAUUAGACAUGGUUCCCGCCUGCCCAGAGCAUUCAGUGUAAGAGAUGGAGAUAAACAACUAUAAUAAAGUAACAUGGGUGAGAUGAGAGAGAGACUUGCUCUGGAAGAUGGCAAGAACCACAGGAAGCAGAGACUAUCACUGGGGCAGCACGUCUGUCACCUGACCAGAGGUGCCUACUGACACAGUAGGUAUUUGAGGAAAGGAAAAAGAAGUAGUGAGGAAAACAGCUCCACGGAUUUUUUAUAACUGGAAGAACUGGAGUCCUGGGGAUCAGCUGUCUCAUUUUACAUACAGGUAGAUUCAGUCCCGGAGAGAGUAAGUGGUUUGUCCAAGAGUAAACAUAUUAUUGACAAAGUGCAUAACCCUGGUCUCCUCACAGUUAUGUUGUGUAUUGUUUCACAAAUAGGGAUUAGGCGAAGGUUCAAGGAAUCAUUCCUGGGCAUCCAGUAGAUGACACACUAGCCAGAAGAGUCAUCUUACCAAAGCCUGGCUCUGAGCCUGGUACUGCCCCUUGAAUGAGGUAAACAGCAUUCAGGUACUUUGGGACCUGCCCCAGUCUACCCCUCUGGCCUUAUCUUCUGUUACUUUUUCUACUUUGUCCUUCAAACUGUUCCCCAUUUCCUAAUUCUGUGGAAAUUCUGCUCAUGCUUGAAGGCAUUGCUCAAAAGCCACCCCUUCUGCAAAAUCUCCAGUUGCCCCAGCAGGACUCUGCUCCAUCGCCAAAGCCAUCUGUGUUUGUUAUAGAGCUGGUCACAUUGGAUUUUCCUUUGAGUGUUGCUCCUGCAUUGCAAGAGGCAGGGGCUAACUUGCCCAUGUUUUCUCUCUUCUAUAAUACCUCACCUAUAAUGGGCGCCUAGCUAAUGUUUCUUGAUUCAAAUAGGUAUUUUUAUCUGUACCUUUCUGCUUUCUAACCUUCUUCCCCAGUUCCUGAAUAUGCUGGAUGAUUGGAUAGGAAAGAGAUUUUUAGGAAAUGGUCUUCAUGCUUCUCUGUCAUGGCAAGUAUCAAGGAAAGUGGGAAAGCCUACGUAACUACGUUCUUCUAGGGGACAGUUUGAAAAUGAUCUGUACACCCAAUCGGAGUAAAAAGGAAGUUCUCUUUCUUGCUCCAGUGGGAUGUCCCCAUGCGUCUACAGGUGGGAGUGGAAACCACUUGUGAUUUGAGUGUAUGCCAGCUGGUAACUUGACUCCCAUAAAAAGCAAACUCUUAAAAGAGGAAGAGUUCUGCCUCUCACUAAGGGAGAUCCACAGAGUUUCAAAUGUCCAGGGAGUAGAAAGCCCAACUUGGAGGAUGGGGAACGUCCAUGUGUUUGUGCUGAGCUGUGCAUGAAAACAUGACUUAUACCACUGGUUGAUGACUGAAAUACCUAAAGAGGCAGAAGAGCUAUGGGACCUUACCUUGGGCUUUUAAAGGGGGCUCUUCUCCCUCACUCGGCAUUUUUCUGCAAGACCUUUUGAACAGCAGAAUGCUUCUACCUUCAGCAUAGAAAGCAGCCAAGCCAGUCUGACCAGCUUGAGGGAAACACCAAACAAAGCUGCCAACUCCAAUCACAUGAACACUGGUUACUAAUUAUCUUCUGGCCUCUGUGGGGAAAGAUAUAGCAGCUUCCUGAUUGGAUCCCGAGGUUAAAAUAGCUCCACAUCUCUCUGUGCUCCAGCUGGAGGAGCAAGAAGACUGUCUCAGACACCUUGGGAGACAUUUUCAGAAGGACGGAUACAGCCUCAGGCUAACCUGCACCUGUCCACAUUUCAGCCCCGCCCAGGCCCAUGGAAGAAGGAAGUAAAACGCCCGUCUUUACGCACACCAAACAUGUGUGAGACCCAUGAAGUUAGAGAAGAAAGAGAAGCAGAGAAGAAAGGGCACUGGGGUUCCAGCUGGGAGUAUGAAGACCACAGGAGUCUACAGAAGAGGGACCUUACAGGGCUGGAUCGACUUUACAGAGAAGGCAGCUUGGAUUCCAGACACUGGACCUUGGGGCAGAAUCGGCCCUACAGAAAAAGGCAUUGUGGAUACUGGGCUUUUGAGCAGAAUGAACCAAGCUACGAGGACUGUGAGGAAGCGGAAGAAAGUAGAAAGGACUGUAUGAACUACGGAAGUACGGCUCAGAAUUGUGAUGGUUACAAGAACUCAGAAAACAUGGAUUAUGGGAAUCUGAGCCCAGGGACUAAGGGUAACUGGCUUACAGGCAGCCCGGAAAGCUGGAAAGCUGGAGGGUAUGGGGACGUGAAUGGCCACACAGAUGGUCAGAAUCUGAAUGGUGAUCCUGAGGUCUCCAAAGAAUGGUGCACUCGCCCCAGUGGUUUGGAUGAUUCUGGGGGGAAUUGUGGUCAACCUGAAAAGUGGCACAUGGACCACAGGAAUUUUAAUUAUAAUCCUGAGGAUUAUGAAGAAGCUAAUUUUUAUUAUAGAAACCGCAACAAUUUAUGUCAGGCUCCUGGGAAUUAUACUAAGGGUCGGUCUGUGGACUUCCCAGAUUUGGAUGGAGUGAAUGAAGGUAAAGAAUUUAUCAAGUACUAUGAAAGGGACAGAAAGGUUUAUCAAAAUGGUAAAAUCUGUCCCAAAGCAAAGAGUCAUGCGCUGGCUCCCAGUGACUUUGAUAUGGAAAAUAAAGGCUACGAUACUUCAUUUGCAAACUGUGAGUAUAAAUUUCAGAAUUACAGAGGGACAGAUUCUGUGCAUCAGAUGAAGAAUUGGGAGGAUAAUGGUAUUGACAAAGCAGGAAAGACAGCGCUUGGGAGCAGAGACACAUUCCCGGAUAGUCUGCAGGAUCGGCGGAUGAGAUGGGACCUGGGAGAACACCACGGUGGCAUUGUUCAGGGCCCUUGGUUAGGGAAGAAUACUUGGCAUUUUGAGGAAGAGAAGAAAAGAAAUGGCCUGGAGACUUGGAAAAGGAAUAGUUGCUACCGCCGCACAGCCCCCAGCAGCCUGAGGCGCUCAGAAUUUGUGCAAAACAGAAAGAAAACCCAAGAAAUGACGCUGCUCUCCUCCCAGUCUUCAUCACCGGUGGCCCCUCCUGGGUCCGUGUACACCGAAAACCCAGAGCAGAGGAUGCUGGAGAAGAGAACCAAGGUGAUAGAAGAACUUCUCCAGACAGAGAGAGACUACGUUCGCGAUCUGGAAAUGUGCAUUGAGCACAUCAUGGUGCCCCUGCAGCAGACACAGAUACCAAACAUUGACUUUGAAGGACUUUUUGGAAAUAUGCAGAUGGUGAUUAAGGCCUCAAAGCAGUUAUUGGCAGAUCUGGAAAUCAGCGAUGCUGUAGGGCCUGUGUUUCUUGAUCACCGGGAUGAGCUUGAGGGAACAUACAAGGUUUACUGCCAGAAUCACGAUGAGGCCAUUUCACUGCUGGAAAUCUACGAGAAGGAUGAGAAGAUCCAGAAGCAUCUUCAGGACUCCUUGGCAGAUCUCAAGAGCCUAUACACAGAAUGGGGAUGCACAAAUUACAUUAAUCUGGGAUCCUUCCUCAUCAAACCGGUCCAGAGAGUGAUGCGCUACCCCCUGCUGCUCAUGGAGCUGCUGAAUUCCACCCCAGAAUCCCACCCUGAUAAGGUGCCCUUAACCAGUGCAGUCCUUGCGGUCAAGGAGAUCAACGUGAACAUUAAUGAAUAUAAACGUCGCAAGGACCUGGUCCUCAAGUACCGAAAGGGCGAUGAAGACAGCCUCAUGGAGAAGAUUUCCAAACUGAACAUCCAUUCCAUCAUCAAGAAAUCCAACCGCGUAAGCAGUCACCUAAAGCACCUGACCGGCUUCGCUCCACAGAUCAAAGAUGAAGCGUUUGAAGAAACAGAAAAGAACUUCCGAAUGCAAGAAAGAUUGAUCAAAUCAUUUAUCCGAGACCUGUCUCUCUACCUGCAGCAUAUCCGGGAAUCGGCGUGUGUGAAAGUGGUGGCCGCCGUGAGCAUGUGGGAUGUGUGCAUGGAGAAGGGACACAGAGACUUGGAGCAGUUUGAGAAGGUGCAUCGCUACAUCAGUGACCAGCUCUUCACAAAUUUCAAGGAGAGGACGGAGCGGCUGGUCAUCUCUCCCCUCAAUCAGCUGCUGAGCAUGUUCACGGGGCCACACAAGCUGGUGCAGAAGCGCUUCGACAAGCUGCUGGACUUCUACAACUGCACGGAGCGGGCGGAGAAGCUGAAGGACAAGAAGACCCUGGAGGAGCUGCAGUCGGCCCGGAACAACUACGAGGCCCUGAACGCGCAGCUGCUGGACGAGCUGCCCAAGUUCCACCAGUACGCGCGGGGGCUGCUCACCAACUGCGUCCACGGCUACGCCCAGGCCCACUGUGACUUUGUGCGCGGGGCGCUGGAGCAGCUCCAGCCGCUGCUGUCGUUACUUAAAGUUGCUGGCAGAGAGGGCAACCUGAUUGCCAUCUUCCACGAAGAGCACAGCAGGGUCCUACAGCAGCUCCAAGUUUUCACCUUCUUCCCGGAGUCACUUCCUGCCUCCAGGAAGCCCUUUGAGAGGAAGACCAUGGACCGCCAGUCGGCGCGGAAACCGCUCCUGGGCCUGCCAAGUUACAUGCUACAGUCGGAAGAACUCCGGGCCUCCCUUCUGGCAAGGUAUCCCCCUGAGAAACUCUUCCAAGCAGAACGGAACUUCAAUGCUGCUCAGGACUUGGAUGUCUCACUUCUGGAAGGGGACCUGGUGGGCGUGAUCAAAAAGAAGGACCCUAUGGGCAGUCAGAACCGCUGGCUGAUUGACAAUGGAGUCACCAAAGGCUUUGUGUACAGCUCCUUCCUGAAGCCCUACAAUGCGCGCCGCAGCCACUCGGACGCCUCGGUGGGCAGCCACUCAUCCACUGAGUCGGAGCUGGGCAGCUCCUCCCCCAGGUUCCCGCAGCAGAACAGCAGCAGCACCCUGACCUUCAAUCCCAGCAGCAUGGCCGUGUCCUUCACAUCGGGGUCUUGCCAGAAGCAACCUCAAGAUGCCACUUCAUUGAAGGAACUGGACCAAGAAGCUCUCAGUGCAUCCUUAAAUUUGGGUUGUUCAGAAAGCAGUCCUUCCAGAUGCCCCACCGACCCAGACCCCAGCUCCCAGCCCAGGUCAUGGGACCUCCCAGAGGCAGCCAAAGACAUUCACCCGCCUGCCCCCGCCCUCAGGAGCUGCAGGAACUCCAGGCAUCCAGAAACGGUCGGUUACUCCCUACAAGGGCGAAACGGGCAGGGAAAAGACCUUACGAGAGGGUGUACGAGAACAUCCCAGUCUCUGGAAGACAAAAACGAAGAGCCAGAAAGCAGGGAGGCAGAAGGCAACCAGGUCUAUUUUGCUGUGUAUACCUUCAAGGCACGGAAUCCAAAUGAGCUGAGUGUGUCAGCCAAUCAGAGACUCAAGAUCCUGGAGUUUAAAGAUGUUAUGGGAAAUACAGAGUGGUGGUUAGCCGAAGUUAAUGGGAAGAAGGGGUAUGUCCCAUCCAAUUAUAUCCGCAAAGCUGAAUAUACCUGAACUUAUUCUCCUUCUCACUCAACCUUGCUGCCUUCACUUCCUUCUGCUGAAGGGUCCUGGUGGCCCCGUGAGAGGGCACCUGCUCCUGGGACACUGGCCCCAUCCGCACUGUUUAACUACGGCAUGGCACAGGACACAAGAUGAGUCUUGUUUCCCGCCAUUGGGUUGUCAACUUUGAUGCUCACUAGACUUUCUAGAAUUUGAAAUGGACCCCAGGGCUUGUGAAUGACUCUGUGACCAUGAGAAGAAAGGCAUGUCUCGAGUCAGCCUUUGGAAAUGAGAAAUUUCCCAUAAGAAGACCAGUAUCAGAUAUAUGCUGGAAGCACGCUCCAGCCUGAGAAGAUGUGGGCUUGGGUUGUACCAUACUGAGUUUGGGGUGGUCCCAUGCUCCGUGAACAAAUGCCAGAUACUGACUUGGAUGAAGAGAAUUCUCUGGGAGCCCUUAUAGACUGCGCCUCCGCACGUGGCAAGAAGUUUGUUGAGAUUGUACCAAAUCUGGUAUUUCAACGCUUCCGUGUUUAAUACACAUUCAUACAUACAUCCCCACCCCUAAUUUCCAAAAGUCCCUCAAAUACUACCACAAUCUGUAACCUUAUUUGUUUCAAAUACUGCAUUCCCAGAUUGCCGAGCCAACAUUCAGUUGUGUUCUCUUUUUUAAAAGGCUCUUAUUCUUAAAGUUUGCCCCAGAUAUGAGGCCUACCUGGGAAUAGAAAACUAGACUUUUGUCUCAAGAAAGGGAAUUAAGAACACCUGACAGCCCCCUGCUCCUUCAAGUGCACCUUUGGCCUUAAAAAUCCUGAUGAACUGGGAGACACCUAUGGGCCCCUUAGCCUUGUGUGUCUGCGGGUCGGUCAGAAGGCAGCAAUGCGAGUCUCUUGUGAAUAGUGUUUAUAUUUAGAGAUGUUUAUAUUUAAGUAGUUAUUUUAUAAAUAAAAGCAUUUCUAUGGGC